AUGUCACUUCCUGAAGCAGAAAGUGAACUGCAAGCCCAUCUCAGUGACCAUUUCGCAGAUUCUGACUGGAGGCCAGCACUUAAAGCUGUCAUGGAUGCUGAGGGAGAUACAGAUCUUGCCUUGAGGGCAGUCAAUACACUCAAGAAGGCUGCAUUUGGACGUACCAGUCUCAAACUUCGAAUUCCCGCGUGUCAACAAAAACCAGUCCAACUC
Molecule: messenger RNA, 213 nt
Organism: Suillus subaureus
Lineage: Eukaryota; Fungi; Basidiomycota; Agaricomycetes; Boletales; Suillaceae
Exons: 1
Source: RefSeq, a predicted model, not a curated record